Molecule: messenger RNA, 1599 nt
Organism: Dermacentor silvarum
Lineage: Eukaryota; Metazoa; Arthropoda; Arachnida; Ixodida; Ixodidae
Product: gamma-aminobutyric acid receptor alpha-like
Exons: 10
Coding region: 1-1599 (532 amino acids)
Biological process (GO): regulation of membrane potential; chemical synaptic transmission; signal transduction
Cellular component (GO): membrane; neuron projection; synapse
Molecular function (GO): neurotransmitter receptor activity; GABA-A receptor activity; extracellular ligand-gated monoatomic ion channel activity
Source: RefSeq, a predicted model, not a curated record
AUGCUGCACUGGGUACCACAGUUGGUCCCGCUCUUCUUCACAACAACGUUGCUUCCUUCCGUCAUGAGCGUCACCAUGGCUUACAACAUCGGCAGGUCCAAUAAACAGACCAACAAGAAUGUGUCAUUACUGCUGGACAGUCUCUUGCAAGGUUACAACCAUCAUGUUAGGCCAGGAAGAGUCGACGCGCCAACGGAUGUGUAUAUUGAUAUUGAAGUACGCAGCAUGGGACCGGUGUCUGAAGUUGAUAUGACGUAUUCGAUGGACUGCUAUUUUCGGCAAAGCUGGAUAGACCGCCGGCUGGCAUUCCGCGGAUCCAUGCCGUCUAUGACCCUGUCCAUAUCCAUGCUACAGAAGAUAUGGCGACCGGACACGUCGUUCCUGAACGGCAAGCACUCUUACCUGCACACAAUCACUCAGCCCAACAAGUUCGUCCGCCUGGCACAGGACGGCACAGUGCUCUACUCGUCAAGGCUGACUGUGAGUGCGAGCUGUCCCAUGAAUUUGGAGAAGUUCCCCAUGGACACCCAACGCUGUCCUCUUCGCAUUGGAAGCUCUGGGUAUCCUGCAAAGGAGGUGAUGUUUCGCUGGAAUCCGAAACGACGAGUGGUGAUUGCGUCGGAUAUGAAAUUGAACCAGUUCGACCUUGUUCGAACGCCAACUGAUAAUCAGAGCGAUUAUUCCAGGAAAGAAGGGCCAUUCGCCAUGCUACUGGUGAGCUUCCAGCUGAAGCGUCACAUGGGCUACUUCCUGAUCGAGGUGUACGCACCCUGCACGCUGCUGGUGGUGCUCUCCUGGGUGUCCUUCUGGAUCAACCGCGAGGCCACAGCCGACAGGAUUGCCCUCGGUGUGACCACCAUCCUUACAAUGACUUUCCUCGCACUGGAGAGCAGAAAUGAUUUGCCAAAAGUACCUUACUGCACUGCCCUGGAUUACUACGUGGCUAUCGGCUUUGGUUUUGUCUUCGCCACCAUUGUCGAAUUCGCUGUCGUCCAUUAUUUCACGAAGGUUGGAAGCGGAGAGUUCUAUUACUGCCCGGAGAUGGAAGCCGAACGCCUGAAAGCGUCAUCGGAAGAUAGCGGUGAUGAAGAAAGCGGUAGCGACGAGCAGCAGCCUUUAGAGUCUGCGGCCUACAGGGAGGCUGGAGACCACUGCCAGAGGUUACAUCCUAAGAAGAUGAUCGCGUUACCUAGCAACGCCAUCUAUUGCGCCGAUGCUGAACGGCCCGAAGCCACCGUGGCCUUCGUCGGAUCUCCCGACUCUACGCCUCCCAGUGACGCAGUAGCGGCCGGUUCGCUCAACGGCCGGCUGGAAGCUCCCGCAUCUCAGCCCGCGUGCCCUACGCAGCGAGGGUCGAUGAGGUACGGCUCGGGACGCAGCAGCAGCAGCAGGCGGAGGAGCGUGAUGCAGCGAGACCACCGUCGUCAGAAGCGGCCCUCGAUGAUGGCGCGGCGCAGGAUGUCCAGCCAGAUCCAGGAACUUUGGAUCAACAGCGUCAGCAAGGUCGACAGGGUCUCCAGGGUCGUCUUCCCGCUGGCGUUCAUUGUGGUCAACACGGUGUACUGGCUCACGUACUUCCGAGACGAUGAGGACAGCUGA